AUGGUGAACAGAUGCACUGACUUGCUGGCCCACCUGGCUGCUGCCCAAUUGCUCUUCCUCCUCUUCACAGUCCCCUCCACCCUGCUCUACCUGGGGAAUGAUGUGUUCUGCUCCACUUUGGUGCCCCCCAUUUACUUGAGCUUGCUUUUCCAGCUAUCACUGUUCUCCUACCAGACAGAGCUGUUCUGGCUGGUGUUCAUCUGCAUCGAGAGUUCCUAUUCCUUUUCCAAGGGAAAUGCCAGGUGGUUCGCAUGUCCUUGUAUAUCCUCACCCCCCUCCUCUUUACUGCACCCUUGGUCAUGUCCACUGCAAUCCUAUACUUUAUGGCCAUUUUUUGCCCCCAGCAGGAGGAACCUACUAUGCUCAAACACAUCUUCUUCUUCUCUGCACUCCUUCCCAAUCAGUUUCUCCAAUAUCAUGAGGCACCUUGGCUACACUGCAGUGUCCUCUCGGGUGCUUUUCCUGCUCCCGUGCAUCCAGAGCAGCACCAAACCCUUCAUCUACUUCUGGGUGGUAUGUGUCAGGAAACCAUCUGGACAGGACACCACUCCAUGUCCCUGUGACUCUUCUUCCAGAGUCUUCUUCCAGAGUCAGCUUUGUGAGAAGCUGAAAGUCAAUGCUGCCAGCACCAAUGAUGCCACCAAGGACGCAGCAGUCCGAGCCUGUUGAUCCCUUCCACAGCACUGAUGAAGGACACCAGGACUGUGGCUGAGAGUCCUUGGGCCACUGGAUUGAUAAAUAUCCAUGGCAUCACCCUCCCCUGCUGCAUUCCUGGAUGAUAGGGGAACAGAGGCAUGAGGGACAGAUGUUCUGCAUGGAGCACACUGGAGUAUGGCUUUCAUCCUGUCUGACAGGUCCUAGAACAUAAUUCCCCAAACGGAUGGUGCCCCACAUGGCUGUGGUCCCAAAAUUCCCCCUGGCAUCUGGGUCUUGCAUCCCCCUGUAGUCUGAUAUCAAUAAACAACAUUGUGACCCCUGAGCUGCCUUUGCCCAUCUGCCAGCACUUGCCAGCUCCCUCUAGCUCCUGCUGCCAGCUGGGAAUGUGGCUGUAGGGAGGGGACAGAGAGUUUGUUAGCCAGGAAUUUUGUGAUUCUUUAAAAAUUUCGUAAUGAAUUAUGUUAAAGUAGUUAAUUAGUUUUAGCUAGUUUUGAUUUAGAUCCGUGUUGGCUGAGUGUCAGGAGAAAAUUCUAUGUACUCAUACCCUUAGAGAACUUAAUCAAUAGUUGGAGAACAAGGUUCAGUAAAGUCUUUCUUAAUGCUUAUCAUAUAACUAGAAAUCAGUUGGAUGUCAUCAAAUAAGAAAGAUAUCUUCACAGAAUUUGCAUUUCAGAGGCCCAUACACACCAGAAGACUUGAUCAAUAAAUUGAGAUAGGAGAUAAAUGGGAAGGGCAAUAAGAGAGUCAUUUCAUAGGCUUGUAGACCUCAGAAAACUUAAUCAAUGGUAAUUGUCUAACCGGACAUCCAGUUUAACAAAAUAUUGUUUAGCUGGAAUAAACCUGGCUUAUGUAUAAUCUGGUAGCCAUUUAAAGAAACAAAAAUACCUAUACCAUGAUGUAAUAAAUUGGAAGCACUUUUGGGAGUAUCUAUAAAAACUAUUGGAUGUUAUAGCGUAUAAAAAUGCCUGAAACUCGUUGCUUCUUUGAACAUGCCUAUGGCAAAUAAAUUUCCAAUAUGUUCACAAUUUUGACUCCAAAUUGCUUUUAGUCUAACAUGCUUUUGCUCCUAGACU
Molecule: messenger RNA, 1730 nt
Organism: Cinclus cinclus
Lineage: Eukaryota; Metazoa; Chordata; Aves; Passeriformes; Cinclidae
Exons: 4
Coding region: 1-669 (222 amino acids)
Source: RefSeq, a predicted model, not a curated record